Messenger RNA from Paramisgurnus dabryanus, 7706 nucleotides. The record is from RefSeq and is a predicted model, not a curated record. Lineage: Eukaryota; Metazoa; Chordata; Actinopteri; Cypriniformes; Cobitidae.
CUCGGCUCCACGCUGCUGUGGCUGGAGCAGAGCGUGGACCUUUUUCCUAUAACCACACGUCGCGCGGCCUUAAACCAACAUAAAACAUCGCUAUUGAUCGAUAAACGCCGUCUUCAUCGGGUCACUGUGGUCUCUGACCCGCGCUGAUAUCGCGUUUAUUUGCAUUUAAUCAACGAUAUUCGCAUCCUUUUGAUCAUCUCGGAGAGCAGCGUGGUUCUCACGUGGGCACACCGGCAAGUACGCGCGCUCGCUCCACGGCUCAUCCAGUUCGCUUCUUAUAGUUUAUGCUAUAUAGAUCGAGUUCCGUGGUAACGUUUAAGCUUAAGUAGUGCUAACGAGCAAACAUGUUGGUUAAAACGGCAUCUUUAGUUUUGGAGGAUGGGACGGUGUUUAAUGGCAGGCUGUUUGGCGCCGUUGCCUCUGUGUCUGGUGAAGUUGUUUUCCAGACAGGAAUGGUGGGUUAUCCUGAAGCUCUAACGGAUCCAUCAUACAAGUCUCAAAUACUUACUCUGACAUACCCACUAAUUGGCAAUUACGGCAUUCCUGAUGAUGAAGAUGGAGAGUUUGGACUCAGCAAGUGGUUUGAAUCGUCCAAAAUCCAUGCUGCUGCUCUCAUUGUGGGAGAGGUUUCUGAAAAUCCCAGUCACUGGAGCUCAGCCAAGUCUCUGGAUCAGUGGCUUAAAGAGCAGGGCAUCCCGGGACUAGAAGGUGUUGACACUCGUCGCUUGACCAAAAAAAUCAGAGAAAAGGGAACCAUGUUGGGAAAACUUGUGGUGGAAGGAACUUCAGCAUCCGACAUUCCAUUUGAAAAUCCGGACACUAGAAACCUUGUUAAAGAAGUUUCCAUGAAAGAACCAAGGGUUUUUAAUCCAGAAGGUACAGUGAAAAUCACUGCCAUAGAUUGUGGUAUAAAGUACAACCAGAUUCGUUGCCUUUGCCAAAGAGGAGCCCGGGUCACCUUGGUUCCUUGGGAUCAUCCACUGGAUGUCAAUGACUUUGAUGGACUCUUUAUCAGUAAUGGGCCUGGAAAUCCUGAGUACUGUAAGGAGACGAUCCAGAAUAUACGGAAAGUUGUGUGUGUGGAAAAGCCCAAACCUGUCUUUGGAAUUUGUCUUGGCCAUCAGCUGCUGUCUUUGGUCAUUGGUGCAAAGACAUACAAAAUGAAAUAUGGUAAUCGGGGUCAUAACCAGCCCUGCAUUCAUAAAGGAACAAACCGAUGUUACAUCACCUCUCAGAAUCAUGGCUUUGCUGUGGAUCCCAAGACUCUUCCAGAAGACUGGGACGUGCUCUUCACCAAUGCCAAUGACCAAACCAGCGAAGGCAUCGUUCAUAACCACAAACCACUCUUCAGUGUGCAGUUCCAUCCUGAACACAUGGCUGGGCCUGCAGACCUAGUCAGCCUCUUUGAUGUCUUUCUGGAUACAGUUAAAGAUGUUAAAGAAGGCAAAGUUGGGAAAUCAGUUAAGGAAAGACUGACCGAGCAUCUGACGUUCCCUGGAUCUCCUAAACCAGAAGAGUUUGUACGACCUCGUAAAGUUUUAAUUCUAGGUUCAGGGGGGCUUUCUAUUGGACAGGCGGGAGAGUUUGACUAUUCUGGAUCUCAGGCUAUAAAAGCUCUAAAGGAAGAGAAUAUCCAGACUGUUCUCAUUAACCCAAACAUUGCCACGGUGCAAACCUCAAAAGGUCUGGCAGACAAAGUCUACUUCCUCCCAUUAACACCAGAGUAUGUCAUACAGGUGAUAAAGAAUGAGCGUCCAGAUGGUGUUUUGCUCACAUUCGGAGGGCAGACGGCCCUAAACUGUGGCGUGGAGCUCACCAAACAGGGAGUGCUGGAGAAGUACAAAGUGCGUGUGCUUGGAACCCAAGUAGCCUCCAUAGAGAUGACUGAAGAUCGGAAGAUCUUCGUAGAAAAGAUGGAGGAAAUCGGCGAGCAUGUCGCUCCCAGUGAGGCGGCCAUGUCCGUAGAGCAUGCACUGGCUGCAGCGGAACGAAUUGGCUAUCCUGUCCUGGUCCGUUCUGCGUUUGCAUUAGGUGGACUGGGUUCAGGUUUUGCUAAUAAUAAAGAGGAGAUGACAACGCUGGUCACACAGGCCUUUGCUCACACGUCACAAGUCCUUGUGGAUAAAUCACUUAAAGGGUGGAAGGAAAUCGAGUAUGAAGUGGUACGGGAUGCCUACGACAACUGUGUGACGGUUUGUAACAUGGAGAAUAUAGAUCCACUAGGAAUCCACACUGGGGAGUCUAUAGUGGUCGCCCCAAGUCAGACACUGAACGACUACGAAUACAAUAUGCUGAGAAACACGGCCAUCAAAGUUAUUCGCCACUUGGGCAUUGUGGGAGAGUGCAACAUUCAGUACGCCUUAAAUCCAGAAUCUGAGCAGUACUACAUCAUUGAAGUCAACGCUCGUCUCUCACGAAGCUCCGCGUUGGCCAGUAAAGCCACAGGUUACCCGCUGGCCUAUGUGGCGGCUAAACUUGGAUUGGGAAUACCUUUGCCUGUCCUCAGGAAUUCUGUGACUAAUUCCACAACAGCCAACUUUGAGCCCAGUUUGGAUUACUGUGUGGUGAAGGUUCCCCGCUGGGAUCUGAGCAAGUUCCUCAGGGUCAGCACCAAAAUCGGCAGUUCCAUGAAGAGCGUCGGAGAAGUAAUGGCUAUUGGUCGUAGCUUCGAAGAAGCCUUCCAGAAGGCUUUGAGAAUGGUCGACGAGAACUGUGUAGGCUUUGACCACACCAUCAAACCAGUCUCUGAAGAGGAGUUACAAACACCCACAGACAAGCGCAUCUUUGUUCUGGCUGCGGCCCUGCAUGCUGGCUAUACUAUUGAGCGUCUCUAUGAGCUCACCAAAAUAGACCACUGGUUUCUCCACAAGAUGAAAAACAUCACGGACCACGAGAAGCAUCUCCAGAUGUAUAACCGGGACAGCGCUAUGCCACCGGAAGUGAUGAGGAAAGCCAAGCAGCUGGGCUUUUCGGACAAACAGAUUGCCCAAGCUGUCCAAAGCACUGAGCUGGCUGUGAGGAAGAUGAGGCGGGACUGGAAGAUCCUUCCUGUGGUCAAACAGAUUGACACGGUGGCUGCCGAGUGGCCUGCCCAAACCAAUUAUCUGUACUUGACCUAUCAUGGCUCGGAAAGCGACGUGUUCUUCGAAGAGCCCCAUGUUAUGGUAAUCGGCUCUGGGGUGUACCGUAUCGGAAGCAGCGUGGAGUUUGAUUGGUGUGCUGUUGGAUGUAUUAUGGAGCUGAGGAAGAUGGGAUACAAGACGAUUAUGGUGAAUUAUAAUCCAGAAACAGUGAGCACAGAUUAUGAUAUGUGCGAUAGACUCUACUUCGAUGAGAUCUCUUUUGAGGUUGUGAUGGACAUCUAUGAGAUGGAGAACCCAGAGGGUGUGAUCCUGUCCAUGGGUGGACAGCUGCCCAACAACAUUGCCAUGGCUCUGCACAGACAGCAGUGUAGGAUCUUGGGCACUUCACCCGACUUCAUUGAUUCUGCGGAGAACCGCUUUAAGUUCUCCAGGAUGUUGGACACAAUAGGAAUUAGUCAGCCCAGAUGGAAAGAGCUGUCUGAUACUGAGUCUGCCAUGGGUUUCUGUGCGACGGUGGGAUAUCCCUGCUUGGUGAGACCAUCGUAUGUUCUCAGCGGAGCUGCUAUGAACGUGGCUUUUUCUGACAGUGAACUGGAGAAGUACCUGGGCAGCGCUGUGGCUUUGUCUAAGGAACAUCCUGUCGUCAUCUCCAAAUUUAUUCAGGAGGCCAAGGAAAUAGAUGUGGACGCUGUGGCUUGUGAUGGAGCGGUCAUCGCCAUCGCUGUAUGUGAGCAUGUGGAAAACGCAGGCGUGCAUUCUGGAGAUGCCACGCUUGUGACCCCUCCUCAGGACAUCAACCAGAAAACCAUGGAACGCAUUAAGAUGAUCGUUCACGCUAUCGGCCAGGAGCUUCAGGUUACCGGACCCUUUAACUUGCAGCUGAUUGCCAAGGAUGACCAGCUGAAGGUGAUCGAAUGCAACGUUCGAGUCUCGCGCUCCUUCCCCUUCGUGUCCAAAACGCUUGGUGUUGAUCUUGUUGCCCUGGCAACAAGAGUCAUAAUGGGAGAGGAAGUUGAGGAUGUUGGGUUGAUGAAUGGAAAUGGAAUUGUGGGAGUUAAGGUUCCUCAGUUUUCCUUCUCACGGCUGGCUGGAGCAGAUGUGGUUUUGGGUGUCGAGAUGGCCAGCACUGGAGAAGUGGCGUGCUUUGGAGAGAACAGAUAUGAGGCCUAUCUAAAAGCAGUAAUCAGCACUGGCUUCAAAAUUCCCAAAGAGAAUAUUCUUCUUUCCAUCGGUAGUUUUAAGGCCAAGAGUGAACUACUGCCCACAAUCAAGACUCUGGAGACUCUUGGUUAUAACUUGUAUGCCAGUUUGGGCACCGCUGACUUCUACACUGAACAUGGAGUUAAGGUGAUGGCCGUGGAGUGGCCUUUCGAAGAGGAGAGUGACUGUCCGAACAAAGACAAGCAGAGGAACAUCAUGGAUUAUCUGGAGGAGAACCAUUUCGACUUGGUCAUCAAUCUGUCCUUGAGGAACUCCGGUGGAAGACGUUUGUCUUCCUUUGUGACCAAAGGUUACCGCACACGACGAAUGGCCAUCGACUACUCUGUACCUCUCAUCACCGACAUCAAGUGCACCAAGCUUUUCGUUAAGGCACUGAGGCAGAUUGGUCGCGCUCCUCGUGUAAAGACAAAUGUGGACAGUAUGACCUCACAUAAGCUCAUCUGUUUGCCUGGUUUGAUUGACAUCCACGUGCACCUGCGUGAGCCUGGUGCCACCUAUAAAGAGGAUUUCUCCUCGGGCACAGCUGCUGCGCUGGCUGGAGGAAUCACUAUGGUGUGUGCCAUGCCAAACACCAACCCGGCCAUCAUUGACCCGAGCUCGUUCGCUAUGGCACAGAAGCUUGCCAAGGCUGGGUGUUGCUGCGAUUAUGCGCUUUUCGUGGGGGCUUCAUCAGACAAUGCUACACUUCUUCAAUCCAUUGCAAGUUCCACAGCUGGUCUUAAGAUGUACUUGAAUGACACGUUCUCCACUUUGAAAAUGGACAAUGUUUCUCUGUGGAUGGAGCACUUUGAGAAGUGGCCGAAGCACUUGCCCAUCGUAGCCCAUGCUGAGAAACAAACUGUGGCGGCUAUACUGAUGGUAGCACAGCUUUAUCAGCGAUCCGUUCACAUCUGCCAUGUUGCCAAGAAAGAAGAGAUUUUGAUCAUCCGAACUGCAAAACAAAAGGGGAUCCAGGUGACGUGCGAAGUAGCUCCUCAUCAUCUCUUUCUGUGUGACGAUAAUGUGGCUACCAUUGGGGACGGUCGGGCGCAAGUACGGCCCAUGCUGGGUACACGAGAGGAUAUGGAGGCGUUGUGGGAAAAUCUUGAAAUCAUUGACUGUUUUGCCACAGAUCACGCCCCUCAUUCAGUAGAAGAGAAAAACUCUGAGAAACCACCUCCAGGUUACCCGGGUCUGGAGACGAUGCUGCCUCUGCUUCUCACAGCCGUCAGUGAGGGGCGCCUUACCGUUGAUGACAUCAUCAAGAGGCUAUACGAAAACCCCAGGAGAAUAUUCUCCCUUCCUCCUCAGGAGGACACCUACGUAGAGGUGGAUUUGGAGCAAGAGUGGACGAUUCCCAAGCACAUGCAGUUCACCAAGUCAAAGUGGACUCCGUUUGAGGGCAUGAAAGUUAAAGGAAAAGUCAUGCGGGUGGUGCUUAGAGGAGAGGUGGCUUAUAUUGAUGGACAGGUGUUGGUACCUCCAGGUUAUGGUCAGGAUGUGAAGUCAUGGCCCACGGCCCCUGCAGGAGCAACAGAGCCAUUUAAGGAAGGACCCAUGCGUGCAAGUGAUGCCCUGACUCCUGACAGACCACCCCGUCCCGUACUCCCUUCUGAGGUGGUUCGUAACCAUGCAUUGAGCCCGCGCCGGUCAGUCGGAGAUGGACGGUUUAUUCUUCCUCCCCGGAUUCACCGCGCAUCUGAUCCCGGUCUGCCUCCAGGUUUCAAAAGAUCCACCAUAAAACCUCUAAAGAAGAUGGUAGAUAAAGAGGACAUUUCAUUAAGUACAUCAUAUGAUACAGAAUUGGCACCACCAUUGGAUGCAUCCAUGCCCCCUCCUCCUUUGUCCAGGAUCUUGUCACCUAAGGCUGGGUUGCAGCAGAUUGUACCUCACCUGCAGACGUCUCCAUUGCUCCACCCACUGGUGGGCCAGCACAUAGUGUCUGUGCGACAGUUUAGUAAGGAUCAGAUGUCUCAUCUGUUUAAUGUGGCACACACUUUGCGUCUCCUGGUGCAGAAAGAGAAAUCAUUGGAUAUUUUGAAGGGUAAGGUCAUGGCCUCCAUGUUCUAUGAGGUGAGCACUCGCACCAGCAGCUCAUUCAGCGCGGCCAUGCAACGUCUGGGUGGCACGGUGGUGCAUUUCAGCGAGUCCACGUCCUCCACGCAGAAGGGCGAAUCUCUGGCAGACUCUGUCAACAGCAUGAGCUGCUAUGCUGAUGUCAUAGUUCUGCGGCAUCCCAUACCUGGAGCUGUAGAGAGUGCAGCAAGACAUUGUCGGCGGCCGGUGAUCAACGCUGGUGAUGGGGUUGGAGAACAUCCCACUCAGGCUCUUUUGGAUGUCUUCACCAUCCGAGAGGAGCUUGGCACGGUCAAUGGCAUGACUAUUACCAUGGUUGGUGACCUGAAACAUGGGCGCACUGUGCAUUCUCUGGCUAGACUUCUCACUCAGUACAGAAUCACUUUGCGCUACGUGGCUCCGAAGAACCUCAGCAUGCCCGAUGAGAUCAUUGAAUUUGUGGCCUCCAAAGGCAUUAAACAGGAGGAGUUUAACAGCAUUGAAGAGGCUCUUCCGGAAACCGAUGUACUCUACGUGACUAGAAUACAGAAGGAGCGUUUCGCCUCUGAAGAAGAGUACAAAGCGUGUUUUGGCCAGUUCAUCCUAACACCACACAUCAUGACUGGAGCCAAAAGGAAGAUGGUGGUCAUGCAUCCUCUCCCAAGAGUCAAUGAGAUCAGUGUGGAGGUUGACACGGAUCCCAGGGCUGCUUACUUCCGACAAGCUGAGAAUGGGAUGUAUAUUAGGAUGGCACUGCUGGCCACUGUGCUGGGUCGGUGAGAAGGCCGUCGUGGUCCGGACAAUUCAUCAUUAAAGGGAAAUAUUGUGCCUGGCAGCACACUAGUUACAUUACUAGUUAAUAGUUUGUUAUGUGUACUCUCUGUACUGCUAAAUAAUUUUUAAUUGUGAUUUUCAGAAUGAAUAAAAUUAAACAAUUCUUUGAUUUAAUGGUAAUAUAAACCACAGUGGGGACGAAAUCAAGUCUUUCCACUUGAUUUCUGCUUGGUAAUUGAAUUCUUGUACUGUUUUUGUGCAACUCUCUCGAGUUUGGGGUCUUUCAUAGACGUGCCCGCUCACAAUUUCGUUUCAGAUUCAGCAGAACCGUUUAUGUAUUGCUCUCUUUUUGAAUGCAAUUGUGUAUUGCAAAAAUGCAGGUAUAUUAAAAUUACACAGUGUAUUGAAUCUUCUGACAUUCCAGAAAAUUAUUAUUAGGGGUCCAGCCUUUAAUAGCAUUACCUUCCUAAUGCAAAUAUUUGAGACAUAAUCUUAUCACUACAUUCCUGAUUGAAACUUGAAGAAUCGACCAGAUGUGUUGUAAUGCAACUGCUUUUGUAAUGUAUUUUAGACAAUAAAAACGUGCAUCUGUGA